ACAGCUGCAAGGCUAAUCAAUUCGUAACGAAGUCUGCAAAGAUUCCCCGCUUUAUUUGAAUAUAUUUUUAAUGUAUUCAGAAUUUUUAACGGAAAAUGUCAGAAAAAAAUUGAAUAAAAUUGAAAGAAAGGAUCAAAAUGUCGCGAAUUGUAAGGAUACGCUGCCUCACACUCACACCCAAGUAUCUAUGAAUCUUUGAAAUACAAUAUGAAUAGAGAGAGAGAGAGGCGGAGCACGCAAACUCACUCAAAGUUGAGACGCUCAGAGAGAGAGAGACAGAGUGUAAAUCUCGGGACGUCUUCUUCUAAUAAGAGAACGUGUCUGCAAAAAAAAGAAAUAGUAAGAAAAAAAAAAAAACUUACCCUCAUUGGUGUUCGAGUGACAAACUGGUAGCGCCAAUGCCAAUGCCUUCGUAUCGGGUGCGUCUUCGACUUGAACUUCGUCUCGGCUUCGGCUUCGGGUUUCGCAUACCAAUUCCACUCCAACCACUUCUGCUUCCCCUUCUCCCUUUUGCAUGUACUGUUUAGCGUUUGUUUUUUUGCGUUUCUUUCUCUACCUUUUUAACCCUUUCGAUGUUGUCCGUCGUCUGCUGCGUGAUUUUAUGUGCGUUGUUUUUCUUCUCUUCGAAAGUAUUUCAAAGAUGUUUCCCUUGAAGAAAACGAAAGCAGGCUGCGACGACAGCGACGGCGACUGCAACUGCGACCGCGACUGCGAAGCUGAAAAAGGGUUCUCGUUGUGUCCAGGCGGCAUUGCGACAACAGAAGUUCGUCUGGCCUCGAGCUGAGCGGAUAGGCAGAGAGAUCAAAGAUCGAUAUCUUAAGCGCGCCUCACGAGUGUACCAAGUGUUCUUCUUCCUCUUCUUCACAGCUUGCAUUAUCCAACUGUGUUCUAAACCCAAUCUCAAAAGCACUUUUUAGUGUAGUGUUGUGUAGUUCGUCUUGUGUUGUGUGUUGUGUAGUGUUGUGUGCAUCCUUUUUGAUUUGAUUAUUGCUAGCACUUUUUUGAGUUUUGCAUGCAUUUUGUGUUGAUUGUAUCGUGGUUGUGUCUGGCUCUACUUUGCUGCCCAAGCAUCUUCAACUGUCACAAUGGAGGCCAACUCUCCCACCACUGCUGCCAUCACAGCAACGACAACAGCAGCGACAUCGACCACAGCGCCACUGGCAACCACUUCCACAACCAGCUCAACAGUUCCCUCGCCAGCUGCCGUCGCGGCAAAGAGUCUCUCAGGAAGCGGAAGCCACAGCGCCACAGCGUCCAGCUGCUCGACCUCAGCUACCGUUGCCGCUGCCACACCGACUGCCACGGGCAACAUCAGCAACAGCAACAGCCUGACACAGUCGCUGCCCCAACUGCUGGCAGCCAGCACCAGCAUUGAGUUCUGCAAGCAGGAGGAUGUCCACAAUCUAUCGCUAGCCAGCGGACCCUCUGAGGGUCAGAGAUCACUCUCGGGGGCGCCGUCAGCGUCCUCUAGUCCCAUACUGAGUCCGCAAGGCAAGAUCUUUGGACGCAAUGCAAAUGGCACAAUGAUCACCACGUCGCGUCCCAGUAACGAGGCCGAGGUGCAGCUGUACCGCGUGCUCCAGCGAGCCAGUCUAUUGGCCUACUAUGACACGCUGCUCGAGAUGGGCGGCGAUGAUGUGCAGCAGCUGUACGAUGCUGGCGAGGAGGAGUUCCUCGAAAUCAUGGCACUGGUGGGCAUGGCAUCCAAGCCUCUCCAUGUGCGUCGCCUGCAAAAGGCGCUGCACGAAUGGGCCAACAAUCCGGCGCUCUUCCAAGGUCCAAUGCUGCCGCAUUUGGGACUUUGUGAGACGCCAACGAAGCCAUCGCUGGUCUUCAAUCCGGAUGCCACGCCCGCGCUGCCACGCAGCAAAUUCUCCUCGUUCAAUCCCGCUGCCUCGUUUCAAGUUUCUGCCAAUCUGCCGCUGGCCACAACGCCCACUCCGGUGUCGGCGCCAAUGCUCUCGCAGAUCAGUCAACCCUCCCCUGUGCUCUGCCCCACUGUGCCGCUGCCCGCUGUGAUGCAGAGUCAAUCCACCUCCCCGCUGAUACUGCCAUCCACGCCAAGCGUGACCACGCCCUGUGGCGCCAGCACCGCCCACCAGGUGUCGUCCAGCUCGCCACAGCUGACGCCGGUGCUGACCGAGAUGCAGGUGCAGCGGAUCACAAUGUGCGCAGCAAAGAUUGCGCGUCAGUUGCCGCAACGCGAACCCCGGGCACAGACCUCCAAGAAGCGCACCACACGCGAACUGGAGGCUGUGAUUGCCAUGGGUGAACAUGAUCCGCGUCGCAUGGAUGAGAUACGUAAGUACUCGGCCAUCUAUGGCCGCUUCGAUUGCAAGCGACGGCCAGAGAAGCCGCUCACCUUGCACGAGGUGUGCGUCAAUGAGGCAGCCGCACAACUGUGCCGGAAUCCUCAGACGAUUUGGUUGCUCACGCGCCGUGAUGAGCUGUUUCCGCUGGCGAGACAGAUUGUCAAGGAUGCGGGCUUCGGGCACUCGGCCAGCAUUGCUCGCUAUGGUAAUCUGUUGUCGCAAAUGCCGGGCAACAAUCAGGCGCAAAGUCAACGCAGUGGCGGCGGCGUCGUCUCCAUCGAUGUCGAUUGCGAGUCCAGCGAUGCGGCCGCCGUUGCUGUGCCGAGCAGCAAGCGUCAGCGUUUGUCCUCCACCGAAGCCAGUCAGCUGCCCAUGGAACUCAGUCGGGAAGCUGUUGAGGAUUCACGCUACAAUCUGUUUGCCAUGUACCAAAAGUUUGCCAAGCCGCCGUUCGAUCUAACUGAAAUUGCCAAGUUCUCGCUGGCCAAGACUGCGGACUUUGAGGACAACGAUUCGCGGUUCUCGUUCAGCAACUCCAGCUCGCCACCCAUGCCAGCCAAUGGUCUGGAAAAUGAACGUUCACCGGUCUCAUCCCACGGCCAGUGUCCCAUCGAAACAUCACACGCCGAUGCCAGAGAUCUGACUCUUACCGAAUCCAUUGAUCUGACCGCCAACGGAGUUCAGGUCAUCUCGGCCGCUGGUGAUAAUAUCAUUGCUGUCGCAAAUCCCGCCCUGGCACUUAGUCCCACCCUCAAUGAGGUCCUCAAGCGAAAUGCCGCCACACCGGAAUCGUAGAUCGGCAAGGAAUUUUUAGUGCCAGUCUUAAGUAUGUGCAAUUUAAUUAAAUACAAUUUGUUAGUCUUAAGUGCGAAAGUAAAUCAAUCAAUCUAGAGCAUAAACCCUGUGAUCUACUCUAUUCUGUAAUAAAUACAAUAUUUCACCCGCACUCCUUUUUCUCAAAAU
Messenger RNA from Drosophila sulfurigaster albostrigata, 3275 nucleotides. It is a transcript of the gene nab, whose product is annotated as NGFI-A-binding protein homolog. Gene Ontology annotation, cellular component: nucleus. The coding region runs from base 1086 to 3107 and encodes 673 amino acids. The transcript is spliced from 6 exons. The record is from RefSeq and is a predicted model, not a curated record. Gene Ontology annotation, molecular function: transcription coregulator activity; transcription factor binding. Gene Ontology annotation, biological process: negative regulation of DNA-templated transcription. NCBI's taxonomy places the organism in Eukaryota, Metazoa, Arthropoda, Insecta, Diptera, Drosophilidae.